Molecule: messenger RNA, 1671 nt
Organism: Pipra filicauda (Wire-tailed manakin)
Lineage: Eukaryota; Metazoa; Chordata; Aves; Passeriformes; Pipridae
Product: class I histocompatibility antigen, F10 alpha chain-like
Exons: 6
Coding region: 16-1026 (336 amino acids)
Biological process (GO): immune response
Cellular component (GO): external side of plasma membrane
Source: RefSeq, a predicted model, not a curated record
CAGUUCCCCCUUCCCAUGACCCCCCUGGACCCCCUAAAUCUCCGUGUCCCCCCAGUUCUCCACUCCCUGCGUUACGUGGAUGUGAUGGUGACGGAGCCCAGCCCAGGGAUCCCUCAAUACCUGUCCGUGGGAUAUGUGGACGGGAUCCCCUUUGAGCGCUACGACAGCGAGCGGGGCCAGACAGAGCCGCAGACGCCGUGGAUGGCGGCCGGAGCUGAGCCAGAAUAUUGGGAUAGAGAGACCAAGAUCAAUGAGAGGAACCAGCUCAUUGCUACCACCGACCUGGAGACAGCGCGGGGCCUGUACAACUGGAGUGGGAGUCUCCACACAGUGCAGCGAGUUUGUGGCUGUGACCUCCUGUCCGAUGGGAGCGUCCGUGGAUCCUUUCGGCAAGGCUACGACGGGCAGGAUUUCAUCUCCUUCGAGCUGGGAUCCGGGAGCUUCGUGGCGGCCGAUGGAGCUGCCCAGAUCACCAAGAGGAAAUGGGAACACGAUGGGAUCGUGGCAGAGAGACAGACACAUUACCUGAAGAACAUCUGUCCAGAAUGGCUCAGGAAAUAUGUUGGAUAUGGGCGGGAGGCGCUGGAGCGCAAAGAGCCCCCCGAUGUCCAUGUGUCCGGGAAAGAGGAACACGGGAUCCUGACGUUGUCCUGCCACACGUACGGAUUCUACCCCGGGAUGAUCGGGAUCAACUGGCUGAAGGGGGAUGAACUGCGGGAUCAGGAGACGGAGUGGGGUGGGAUCGUUCCCAACAGCGACGGCACCUUCCACAGCUGGGCCAGGAUCGAGGCGCUGCCGGGGGAGCGGGAGCAGUACCGGUGCCGGGUGGAGCACACCGGAAUGCCGGAGCCCGGGAUCUUCGCCUGGGAACCGGAAUCCGUCUGGAAUUCCAGCCCGGUGUUGGUGGCUGUGUCCGUCAUCGCUGCCAUCAUCAUCAUCAUCGGCCUCCUGGGAGUCGGUGUCUGGAAGCUCCGAUCCGGGAAGAGGGAGGGAAAUGGAUACGACCCCGCGCCCACCAGACUUUGACAUUAUCCCUCUGAUGGGCAGCUGGGCCCAUCUUCCCCUCCAGUGCUGCUGAAGGUGUCAAGCCCUGAAAAGGAGAGAAGAGCCGAGUUUUCCAGGCCCCUCACAGGAACUCUGCGCUGGGCUGUCCGAGGUGUUGGGGGUUCAUGGCAUGGCCCAUCAAAGCCCAUCCUCCCCUGCCAAUCUUGGAAGGUGGGAAAAAGCCUUUUCCCUGCCCCUCACGGGAACUCUGGACAGGCCUGGGAGACGUUGGGGGUUCGUGGCAUGGCCCGGGACACUGUCCAUGGAUAUAAUAACUCAUAACUUCCCUGAGUGUGGGGGCUUCCCUCCCUCACCCCCAACGGAUCAAGGCCACCACUUCAACUGACAGACAUGGGAGCUGCAACUACCAAGUUCCAUCGCUGGACCCCAUGGGCAGUGACUAUAGACAUCUUUCCACUCUCAGCUCUUCUUUCCCUUCCUCUCCCUUACCCUUCUCCUGUCUUUCCUUUCUCUCCCUUAUGCAUUUUCCCCAAAGGUUAUCUUUAUGCCAUAUUGCUGUAGAUGAGAGAUACAGAUGAUAACACCCAAAAUGGCAAUGUACCUGUUUACCUUUGAAACAAAAUUGUUCUAAAAUAAACCCUACAUAUGUAAGUUUUUAAACACUGA